CAUCACUGCUUCAAGACUGACACAAGAAUCGAGUAGAGUAAUAUAAGUAAUGUCGACUCCUGGCGACAGUAAUAUGGGGAAUGAUAGCAGCGCAGGGAGCAGUGGUGGAUUAGGCGACGGUAGCGGCAAAUUUAAUAAGCAUCCGCCUACAAAUGUGCUGCAGAGAAUGACUGGGAUAUUAGAAGAUAAGAGCAAUGAUUACAUGUGUCCGAUUUGCUUCGAUCUUAUUGACACAGCGUAUAUCACACGUUGCGGACACACGUUUUGUCAUCAUUGUAUUGUAAAAUGUUUAGAGAUUAAGGACCGUUGCCCGAAAUGCAGUUUCACGUUAAGCGAACAGGAUAUUUUCCCAAAUUUCCUAUUGGAUGAGCUAGUUUCCAAGUAUAAAACAAGAACUAAAGGUCUCGCUCAGCUAGGCUCAUACGCGGAUAAUGGUAGGCACAGAGCGGCGGGUAACGAUUCAUCGGCACCGACAUCUGACGGAUUGAGGAGCAUUGUAGCAGCGGAGAGCGCCAAUCUCACUCUACCCGACGUAAAUGUGAUGUUGGAGGUGCUGACUCAACGAAAACAUUUGCUCGAGGCAGAGACUUGUACGGCACAAAACAAGCUUUUACACGAGUUCCUCAAACACUUGCUGCAACAAAAAGAAGAGCAAAAGAAUCAAUUGCAAAAAGAAGUGGCGUUGAUCAAGAAGGACAUGGAGGAAGUGGAGAACAUUCUGAAGGAUGUUCAGAGCAAGUGUCCACGGGUAGAGGACGUCAAGAAGGCGAGUGAGAACGAUACCGCACAAGUGUCAGCCAUUAGACGAGAGAUGCUCGGUCUUAUAGAUAUAAUAGACUCAAAUAUGAUAAAACCUAGUGAGAAAGCUACCGACACCUUCACCAAUCCAAGUGUCAGUCAGCCCGGUGGAUCGACGCUAGCCAUCCGCAGAAAGAGGCUGCACGCUCAUUUCGACGAUUUUGUUCAAUGCUAUUUUGACUCUCGCGGCAAAGAAUUGCUACUCGGUCAGAAAAUACAGUCUCAGAGCGAAGCUCAACAGCACGGCGGAGUGCACAACACGAGUUCUGGUCUAGACAUCUUUCGCGAGAAUCUCGUCAAGUUCUCAAGGUACAAUUCCCUUCGUCCACUGGCCACCCUCAACUAUUCGUCGGAUCUCUUCAACAACUCAACCAUCGUGUCCAGUAUUGAGUUCGACAAAGAUAACGAAUUUUUCGCAAUCGCCGGUGUUACGAAACGUAUCAAAGUAUUCGAUUAUGGUGCGGUUAUUCGAGAUACCGUCGACAUUCAUUAUCCCUGCGUUGAGAUGGUUUCUAGUUCCAAGAUUUCGUGCGUCUCUUGGAAUUCUUUUCACAAGGGAAUGCUUGCGUCCUCGGAUUACGAAGGCACUGUAACGGUAUGGGAUGCGAUGACCGGUCAGAGAACAAAGGCGUUCCAAGAGCACGAGAAGAGAUGUUGGUCGGUCGAUUUCAAUGAUGUGGAUACUAGAUUGAUCGCAUCCGGCUCCGACGAUGCCCGAGUCAAAUUGUGGGCAUUAAAUACCGAUUAUUCCGUGGCGUCAUUAGAAGCGAAAGCAAACGUAUGCUGCGUGAAAUUUAAUCCACGCAGCUCAUGUCAUCUGGCAUUCGGCUCUGCGGAUCACUGCGUACAUUAUUACGAUUUGCGCAACAUGAAGGAAGCACUGUGCAUAUUCAAAGGCCACCGCAAAGCCGUCUCUUAUGUCAAGUUCAUCAACAAGGAGGAAAUUGUAUCAGCCAGCACGGAUUCUCAGUUGAAGAUGUGGAACAUAAAUAAUCCACUUUGUUUGCGAUCGUUUGUCGGGCAUGUGAAUGAGAAAAACUUUGUCGGACUCGCCACUGACGGCGAUUACGUGGCCUGCGGAUCAGAAAAUAACGCAUUGUACGUGUAUUACAAAGGAUUGACGAAGCAGUUAUUCUCGUACAAAUUCGAUGCCGUUCGAAGUAUAUUGGAGGUACAAGACAGAAGAGAAGAAGAUCUGAACGAGUUUGUAUCUGCGGUGUGUUGGAGGCAGAUGUCUAAUGUCGUAGUAGCCGCUAACUCUCAAGGAAUUAUCAAAAUAUUAGAACUUGUUUGAGACAAGUAGGGAAAAGUAAUUGAGCGGAGAACUUAACUGAUUAUGAGUGAAACGCAUAUUCAAUUACUAUAAAUUAA
Messenger RNA from Cyphomyrmex costatus, 2169 nucleotides. RefSeq names its product E3 ubiquitin-protein ligase RFWD2. The transcript has a single exon. NCBI's taxonomy places the organism in Eukaryota, Metazoa, Arthropoda, Insecta, Hymenoptera, Formicidae. The record is from RefSeq and is a predicted model, not a curated record. Gene Ontology annotation, biological process: proteasome-mediated ubiquitin-dependent protein catabolic process. Bases 50 to 2092 code for a protein of 680 amino acids. Gene Ontology annotation, molecular function: protein binding; ubiquitin protein ligase activity.